This is a messenger RNA of Aspergillus saccharolyticus JOP 1030-1, 2232 nucleotides long. Its product is annotated as tryptophan synthase beta chain. Gene Ontology annotation, biological process: L-tryptophan biosynthetic process. The record is from RefSeq and is a predicted model, not a curated record. Gene Ontology annotation, cellular component: cytoplasm. NCBI's taxonomy places the organism in Eukaryota, Fungi, Ascomycota, Eurotiomycetes, Eurotiales, Aspergillaceae. Gene Ontology annotation, molecular function: tryptophan synthase activity. The coding region runs from base 100 to 2181 and encodes 693 amino acids. The transcript is spliced from 3 exons.
CGAAAUCCAUAAAAUCUCCAGGUUUACGCCCCUUUCCUUACCCCCUUUCUCUCCAUACAUUAUUACUCUUUCUCUCGCCAGUGAUACAUCAACAGUAAGAUGGAUCAUCUCAAAAGAACAUUCGCUCAAUGUCAGCAAGAGGACCGUCCGGCCCUAGUGACCUAUGUCACUGCUGGCUUCCCUACGGCAGAAGAAACUCCAGAUAUCAUGCUGGCCAUGCAGGCUGGAGGAGCAGAUGUCAUCGAACUCGGCCUUCCAUUUACAGACCCUAUCGCUGAUGGGCCUACCAUCCAAAAAUCAAAUUUGAAAGCACUCGAGAAUGGGGUCACUAUCUCUUCUAUGCUACAGAUGGUAAAAGAUGCACGCCAGCGAGGCCUGAGCAUCCCCGUGCUCUUCAUGGGAUACUAUAAUCCGGUCUUACGCUAUGGCGAAGCUGCCCUGCUUGCCGAAUGUAGGACUGCCGGCGUUAAUGGCUUCAUCAUCGUGGAUCUCCCACCGGAGGAGGCGGUUCGAUUCCGCGACCAAUGUCGCAAUGCUGGCCUUUCAUAUGUUCCCUUGAUUGCUCCAUCCACCACUGAGGACCGCAUGAGGACGCUUUGCGGGAUUGCUGAUACCUUCAUCUAUCUUGUAUCCCGCAUGGGCGUCACCGGAGCUACAGGUACUCUGAACAAUCAGCUUCCUGACUUGAUGAAGAGGGUAAAGGACCUCUCUGGUGGAGUCCCGGUGGCUGUCGGCUUUGGCAUCAGCACCCGUGAGCAUUUUAUUGGUGUAACCUCGAUCGCGGAUGGCGCUGUGAUCGGGAGUGAGAUCAUCAAUCAGCUAGCCAAUGCCCCUGCUGGACAGGGAGCCCAAAGAAUCGAGGCAUACUGCUCGCAAAUCACGGGGCGAACGGUCACUCGCGCAGCAAAUGAACCUUCCUCUAUCUCGUCCACAAUAGUCCCCACUGUUGCGAAGGAGGAGCCUGUACAAUCCCCAACAGCUAGUGGGACUAGCCCAGCUUCUACUCGUGGACGCUUUGGGGAUUUCGGUGGACAAUAUGUCCCGGAGGCGUUGACGACCUGUCUCAAUGAGUUGGAAGCUGGCUUUCAGGCUGCUCUGGACGAUCCAGCCUUUUGGACAGAAUAUCGCUCGUAUUAUCCGUACAUGGGCCGGCCGUCGACGCUCCACCGAGCCACGCGACUGACUGACUCAGCGGGAGGCGCUAAUAUCUGGCUCAAACGUGAAGACCUGAAUCAUACAGGCUCUCACAAGAUCAACAAUGCCCUAGGACAGAUCUUGAUCGCCCGCCGGCUGGGCAAGACAGAGAUUAUCGCGGAAACCGGGGCAGGCCAGCACGGCGUGGCCACGGCGACUGUCUGUGCGAAGUUCGGAAUGAGAUGUACUGUCUAUAUGGGUGCUGAGGAUGUCCGCCGCCAAGCACUGAAUGUCUUUCGGAUGCGCCUGCUUGGGGCCACCGUCGUGCCGGUAGAGGCAGGCUCGCGGACUCUGCGAGAUGCUGUCAACGAGGCGUUUCGAGCAUGGAUCACUCGGCUUGAUACGACGCACUACAUUAUCGGGUCGGCCAUCGGGCCGCAUCCCUUCCCGACGAUCGUGCGCACUUUCCAAUCCGUGAUCGGAACUGAAACCAAGGAACAGCUACAACGGGAGAUUGGGAAGCUGCCUGACGCAGUGGUGGCCUGUGUUGGUGGCGGUUCAAAUGCCGUGGGGAUGUUCUAUCCCUUCGUCGAAGACAGCUCGGUGAAGUUGGUGGGCGUAGAAGCGGGCGGCGAUGGUGCGACGAAGCACUCGGCCACUCUCGGGGGCGGCAGCGUCGGGGUUUUGCAUGGAGUGCGCACGUAUGUUCUUCAGGACCGCCAUGGCCAGAUUACGGAUACACACUCGGUCUCGGCUGGGCUGGAUUACCCGGGCGUGGGACCGGAGCUGGCCUCUUGGAAAGAUAGCAACCGGGCAACCUUCAUUGCGGCCACGGAUGCGCAAGCACUUGAAGGAUUCCAGCUGCUCAGUCAGUUGGAAGGAAUCAUUCCGGCACUGGAAUCCUCGCAUGCGGUUUGGGGAGUGAUGCAAGUGGCUCGCAAGCUUGGGCCCGGAAAGGAUAUUGUGCUUUGCUUGAGUGGUCGCGGUGAUAAGGAUGUGCAGACGGUGAUGGAUGAACUACCUCAGUAUGGAGGACACAAUGGAUGAUGACUGUGUAUAGUACCGAGUACGCAGUACUAGAGUCGUAAAAAUUCUGAG